Plasmopara halstedii is the source of this 1104-nucleotide messenger RNA. RefSeq lists its product as uncharacterized. NCBI's taxonomy places the organism in Eukaryota, Oomycota, Peronosporomycetes, Peronosporales, Peronosporaceae. The record is from RefSeq and is a predicted model, not a curated record. Bases 1 to 1104 code for a protein of 367 amino acids. The transcript has a single exon.
AUGGGAGGCGGACCUAUCACCACGGACGUCGUGCGCUCGUCCUGCUUCGUGACUUUUCCCGAGCAGACUCACGCAGAUCCUGUACCAGUAGAUGCAUGGUAUUUAUAUGCAGCUGGUCUUACAUUUUUACGGCGUCUAGCACGAGACCGUGUGGGGGACGAGAUGUGCAUUGCAUUGCUGAUGCAGAUGCCUGGUGACAAGGACGGUGAGCGGCGCUACGUGUCCGUAAGCAACAACACAAUACUUCAACGGGCUCUACACGAUAAUUUUAGUAGCCCCGAUAAGGCGUUGAUACUCCAUGUGAUUGAUGUGGGAAAAGUGCGUGGGCAGAAACGCAUUCAUGUGCGGCGUGAAGUAAAUCCGAACGUUUCUCCAGAACCAGUUGAACGCUUGGGUCUUGUGUUUCCAACACUUUCAGUGAAUGGAUUAGUGACGCCAACAGCUGUAGAGAUUCCGUCGGUUGAAGUGACGCAUGAAAGUUUGUAUGAACAAAUGAGUCGGUCAAUGUUUAAUUACCGCAAAGACAACAGCGUGCGUUGGAGUGGAAGAGCAUGUUCCAAAAAUGUUGAAACGACAGAGACAAAGUUAAGUCAAAGUGCAUUCUUUGUAGCAGAACGAGAUUACACACAAAGGAAUAUGAAACGAAAAGAAUGGGAACAAGAGAACGAGACACAGCAAACAAUUCACAAAGCAGGCGUUCCUGUGGCAGUGGAAUCUGUUGAUGGUCUGCUAUCUAAAGCUAAGCACGUUGAUGUAGCAUACAAAAAAGGCAAAAACGAACAGCAAGUUGAUAACAGCAAUAUUCCUGUGGCAAGUGUCGUUGAGACGGAUACAACGGUGAUACCGAGCGACUACGUAAUGCUAGAGCUUCAAAAUGGCGCUGGAUUUCCAGAAGCUUCUGCUGCUACUAGCUCGCGAUACUUUAUUUCCUCUCGAUGGUCGGAACAAGCUGAUGAAAUGAGUGCAUCCAUGCGACUAGAACGUUCGCCAAUGCUCAUGGUUGAACCUUCCACACGUGUCACAAAUUGCGUGGACAGUACCGAGACGACAUCUGAUGUCAACGUUGAGGACUCUUUUGUAAUUCUAGAGCGUCAUGAGCUCUAA